AUGUCGCAACAGACCAGGGAAGUCCUGCAGAUGCCCCAACUGCCAAACCCCGCCGACUUGGACGAGACGCCCGGGGCUGUGCUAAACAACGGAAGAUGGCACUACCUCGAAACAAGCAUGAACCGCAUCAUGCGCGACCCCGACGCUGGUGUUGACACUAGGUCAUUUGUCGGGCUUUAUACCGCGGUGACCAAUUAUACAACAAGUGGAAAAGGCGCGCAUUUUCCCAAACGCGAUGAGUCUGGAUCGGGACCGCCUCCCGGCGCUCACAAUCUGGGUGGAUAUUUAUAUGCCCGUCUUCUUGGAUGGCUCUCUGACUACCUCGGUGACUUGAAAGAGUUAUUUAAGCCCUAUAGUGGCGAAGACCUGCUAUGCCGAUACUUCGAAGAGUGGCAUCGUUACAUAACGUCCGCGAAGCGCAUCAGAAGAUUCUUUCAGUAUUUCGACAGGCAUUGGAUCCGGCGGGAACAAGACGAAGGAAAUAAAAAGGUUUUCGACGUGUACACCUCAUUUGUCAUCAAAUGGCGCCAAGAGAUCUACAGUGGGGUCUGUGGUGACCUAGUAGAUGUCGUGCGAGAGCUGGGAGAGAAACAUUUUCAUGGAGAGGCUCUCGAGCAUCCUCAAACGAAGACUGUGAUGGAUCGUGCAAAGUCUCUAGAGCUUGAGGACCCAUUUGACCCUUAUGCGAUCGGGAGCGCCCAGCUUGCUCUCUGGGAAACACUUCAUCCGGGCCUUGAACCAGAUUACGAAGGGUUCAAACAGUUACUGAUCAGGAUCGAUCCUAGCUAUAAAGGAACCGAUGAAGGCAGCGCUGAAGAUGUAGAUAUGCACACAAAUGCACCAGCUACGUAG
Molecule: messenger RNA, 852 nt
Organism: Neoarthrinium moseri
Lineage: Eukaryota; Fungi; Ascomycota; Sordariomycetes; Amphisphaeriales; Apiosporaceae
Exons: 4
Coding region: 1-852 (283 amino acids)
Biological process (GO): ubiquitin-dependent protein catabolic process
Molecular function (GO): ubiquitin protein ligase binding
Source: RefSeq, a predicted model, not a curated record